Messenger RNA from Xyrichtys novacula (pearly razorfish), 4058 nucleotides. The record is from the annotation of a GenBank genome assembly. Lineage: Eukaryota; Metazoa; Chordata; Actinopteri; Labriformes; Labridae.
AAACUGUGUUCACAGUAUAGUCAAGUCUUUAUUUAAGUCCAAACUUUACAUAAAGUUGUCACUUAAAAAAAAGUGACCGUUUCUUACAGGCGUCUAUAUUAGAAGAGUUACGGUAUGUACUGUGAAAAUAGUCGAGCAAAGCUGAAACAUUCGGUAAAUACAGGAUAUUUCCAGAGAUUAACUUAUUCACAGGUACGUUUUUAUCAGUAUAACAUCGAUCUGACUUUAACUGAUUUGUUUUUAAAUGUGAACUACUUUAAUUUUGACAUAUAGAGGUUUUAAAAGUAAGUUUCGUUCCCAUGAAAUGUCCACGCAACAGUUGCCACAACAAAAGCCUGUUUUGUUUUUUUUCCUCUAACUUCCUGUGAUCCAGCGGCUGAAAAGUGAAAGUAAACGAACAGAGGAGAAGAUUCCACCUCCACGGGUUUGUUGUGUUGAGCUGUGCGAACAGAGGAAGAAAAGAAAGAAUGACAACAGACUGACGAGUUUCUCUUCCACGGAAAUGAAAGUUUGGUGACACUGAAGUCUUUAGGUUUAGGUUCAGGUUUUGAAUAGUCGAGCUGUGAGUCACCUGAACGGACGCCCUCCUGGAUGAGGAUAAGAGCAACAGCUGAUCUGAGGGAGCUGACUCCACUUGAGGUCUUUCACAGCUGAUUAAACGAGUAUCUGUCCACGGUGAGUUCACAUCAGGACUUUAUUAGGAGCAGAAUUUCACUUUAUUAAGGUUACUUUAAAAUACCGGCAUAGACUGUUCAAACUGCUCUGUUUUUGUUCAUAUUUUUAUAUUUUACAUCUUUUUCUCCUGCAGAUGUCUGACUUCAAAACCAUCGUUUUCUUUGACCUGGAGACCACUGGAUUAGGUAACUUUACCGUAUUUUCUUCUGCCAACUUGAACUUUAAUAGUUACAGAGUCAUUUAUAAAGUCAGUCAGAAAUGUUUUGGGUUUUUUUUUUAAGUCAAAGUCAACUUUAUUGUCAAAUAUGCUUUACAUGUUACACAUACAGCACAGAUGAAAUGUCAGUCCUCUCAGACCCACGGUGCAUAAGAAUAAACUAUCAGAGUAAAGCUGUUAAAGUAGAAAUAUAGAAUAAACAAUUAUAAACAACUACGCUGAGCUAUUUUUCAACUAAUCUGAUUUAAUCCCUGUUUAAAAGUUUAAUUAUCAACAAUAUAUGUCUAUUUCAUAUUUUCUAAUUUGUUAAAAACUCAAUGUAUUCAUUACAAUAUAUUAGUGUAAACGGCUUUAUAGGUUCUAUACAGAGAGUCAAAACAGCAGCAGAUAAAUACUUUGACAACUAUAACAAUAGAUCAAAUGGAAAUAACUAAAAUUACUGUCUUCAGAUUGUGACUUUUUCUUUGAGUCUAACCUUUGAAAAAAAAGAAAAAAGUUCUUAAUUUUUUUUUCAAGCAGGGGCGUGCUUAGACUUUUUUGACCAGGGUGCCCCGCCCGUGGAACUGAUAAAAGCUGGGGUGGCCGAUGAGUAUUAGGCUUUUACUACACCAGGUUUUUAAAUUAUGAUUAUUUUGGCCAAAAAAGUCAGUUAAUGAUGUUAUUGUGAUAUUUAUAAUAUAAUAAUAUUGUGAUAUUUGUGGAAACACUAAAAGAAAAAAAAAAAACAGUCAAAUGAAGGAAUGAAGGGAUAAGAGUAGUGCCAUAUGUUACUAAUAACUUAACUAAUAUACAGAUUAUAAUAUUUUGAUUUUUUUAUUAAGCCUCUUGUAUUAUUUCUUUCAUUUUUGAUCCUGGACUUUAAAAUAUUUUAUAUAGUAAUGCUAAUGUUUACUUCGAUUUAUAAUCUCUGUCUUCCAAUCAGAUCUGAGGACUGUGGCGUGCAGGUUUUAGAUGUGAUGGUGCGGAACUGACUGUGUUUCAGUUUCUGCUUUCUAAUCUCACAUUAGCAUAUGACUCACGUCUGUCUCAGUCCCAGUUCUUAAGAAAUAAAAGCUUAUGGUUUGGAUAGGAAGGAGGCGGAGCCAGUGCAGUUACACAACAGAGGAGAUGCUGUGACCACAAACCACUCAGCGUCUGACAGGAAGUGUCUGUAACAUGAGAGGAAACGUCAAAGUUUCGCUUGAUAGACCAUAUUGUAAGAAUCACACAGUUUAGAGAGAUAUAUCCUUAAAUGUCCUUAAAUUGAAAGUACAGGUCUCUGAAAGCUGGACAUAAGUUUUUAGGGGUUUUCAGAAAUGACAAAGCUUGUGUUGCAUUUAAGUACUUUAGUAAAAACCAGCCUUUUCUAUUAAGGUCUCCUCUGUAAAAGAGAUUUUAAACCUCAGAUUAAAUAUAGGUCAAAUAAAAUGAAAUAAAAACUUUCAAAAGCAAGUUAGAACUGAUUUAAAAGAGAAGUUCCUCAGGUUUUGGUUUGGAGUUUUAAUCUGUGCCUACAGUGAAUUUAAUCCUUAUCCACUUGGCAAGAUAAACAACCAAAAAACAGCACCUGGGAUAAAUAAUGAGUCACAUCCACCACACCCUAAAGCUCCAGAUCGAGUCAGUUUGCAAUAACAUGUGUGACCAAGUAUGUUUUUACAUUCACAUGCAGAUUUAAAUCACUGAAAAGUUGUUGUGAAAUGUUUACGUCCCCUUUGAACAGAGCAGUACCACAUUUUAACAUCAUUUUAACUGAAAACAGUGAACUCUACUGAGCUUUAAAAACUUUUGUGGUUUAUUUUUAAGGAAUGAUGAAAGUUCUGGCCUUUUAACAACAAAAUAAACUGCAGUCGUUGAUUCAGAAUUGGCAAAGCUUGUUCGUCUUUGUUAGGAUCCAAUCCAAUCCGCUUUAUUUCUAUAGUACAUUUUAAAAAACAUUCAAGUUUAUCUUUGUAAUGUUUGUCUUUUAUCAAAAAUCACUCUGUUCUCCGACACGUAAACAAUCAGUCGGUUGGUCAUGUUGGAUAUACCGGUGAAUCUGACGGCGCAACAACACGAAAUCUGAUUGGUCAGAAGUGGACACACUGUAUGUGAAUCUUUAGAGAAAUCGACCGUGAUACGAAAAAAUAAAUGCCGCAAUAUCGCAGGACGGGAAAACGUUGCUGAUGUGAACGCUUGUAUUGACAGGAUACGGGUUCGAAAAAAAAUAUUGACGUCUGAAAUAAUCGCACGAAAAAAACGCUCCCAGUGUGUAAGGACCUUUAAUCUUAAGUGGCAAUUCGUUCCACAAUUUGGGAGCCACAGCCGAGAAAGCUCGCUCUCCAUGGGUUUUAAAACGAGUUUUUAAACACAAAGUCAGUUUUGUUUACUUGUGUUUUUAUUCUCUCUAAAUUCAUAUCUUUUCUUCUUUCAGACACCAAUGUGUGCGAUAUCAUCCAGCUGUCUGCGGUCUGCGGUGAGAAGGUCUUUAACGCCUACUCACUCCCCCGCCGCGAGCUCACUGAGAGCGCCAAAAAUGUCACAGGCUUCUCCGUCAGCGACGGCACCCUGUUUCUCAGAGGGAAACCUGUUGACACCAUCCCACUGGUCGAUGCCAUCACCUCCUUUAUCGACUUCCUCCGUUCCUUCAGCCGCCCUGUGCUGCUGGCGGCGCACAGCGUCAAGCGUUUCGACGCGCCUGUGCUCAUGAGGGUGCUGCGCCAGCUCUCCCUGAGGCAAGAGUUCCUGCAGGUGGUGUCGGGGUUCCUGGACACCUUCCUGCUGAGCAAGAAUGUCUUCUACGGUCUGGAGAGUUAUUCUCAGGUGUACCUGGUGAGGUACUUCCUCAAAAAGAUCUACGAGGCCCACAACGCCGUGGAGGAUGCUCGGAUGCUGCAGGAGCUGUUCAGCGCGUGGAGACCAAACAGACGGACCGUGCAGAGGUUCGUCUACAGCGCAGCUUUGUCCUUCUAACAGAGCUGAGCACCAACCGGACCACAAAAACAAAUUAAGUUCUCUGCUGUUUUUUUCACACUCAGGUAGUUUCUAUAAAUAAUGAAUGUUAUUUAAAAUACUUGACGUCUUGCACUGUUUCUUUUGUGAAGUGAUUGAUAUUCCAGUUUUUUGAUUACUUAUAAACUGCAACAUGUCUUGUCUUCUCCACUGUUGUACUCUUUUCAAACAUAAACUAUAAAAAUUACUUUAACUUUUA